Molecule: messenger RNA, 3489 nt
Organism: Cavia porcellus (domestic guinea pig)
Lineage: Eukaryota; Metazoa; Chordata; Mammalia; Rodentia; Caviidae
Gene: Fbxw10b
Product: F-box and WD repeat domain containing 10B
Exons: 13
Coding region: 118-3231 (1037 amino acids)
Molecular function (GO): protein binding
Source: RefSeq, a predicted model, not a curated record
CUCCAGGAGAUUUUAUAAGCUCUCAAGUGGGGUAUUUGAUCCCCCUGUGCUUCUCCUGGUUUUUGGUGGUGUUGCUAAUGGACAAGAAGAAUAAAAUGACCUGAUUAUCUCAGGAGCAUGGAAAAGUUGGAAUCCAGGCUCAGAAGUGCCUCCUGUUUUCGUUGUGAGAAGGGAAAUGAUUUGAUUCCCGUGUGCCAGAAGUGCGAAACGUGUGUCUUAGCGUGGAAGAUCUUUUCUACUAAAGAGUGGUUCCAGAGGAUCAAUGGUAUAUGGCAGAGGAGGUUUCUGGUUAGCAUUCUAGAGCAGUUGGAUAGCUUGUACUUGUUACACUAUUUCCAAAAUAUGCUGCAGACCACCCAGGGAAAGGAUUUCAUCUAUAACAGGUCUCGGGUUAAUCUCUGCAGGAAUGAGGGGAAAGUUGCAAAAUCCUUCUCAAACCAGAUGUCGGAUAAAAUGGUGGAACAUGAGAUGAAGGAGGUCUUGUACUGGUUUGGGGCCAGCACCCACCGGAUCAAGGCAAAUUACAUCCUCCUGCUGCUGCAAAUGUGUGACCCCAAAUUACAGCUCACUGCUGCUGCUGUGAUCAGAGCUCUGUUUCAGAGAGGGUGCAGCCAUAUCACAGAGCUCUGUGAAGACUCCAGUGAUGUGUUUUUCUUCCCCGAGAAAGACUACAGCUCCAAGCGGGAAACCUCACAAAUCCGUUGGGUUGUUAAAACCAGGCCCGCCGGCUUCCCUUUGUCUAGAUCCGUAGGAAAUACAAAAGCACUUGAAAAAGUGGAGAGAGAAGCUACUAAUAUUGACGAACAGUGGAAGAGUUCGCACCAAUGUAUUUCUAAGAUGAAUGAACCACUUUCCAGAAAAGCAGGCACGCUCAGCCCAGGGGACGAUCCCUGCAAUCUGUUGAUGGACCUGGAGGAUGUCAGAGAUCUGUCUUCUGGGGUCAGCAAAUACCGAGACUUCAUCCGUCUCCUGCCUGUCCACCUCUCCAAGUACAUUCUAAGAAUGCUGGACAGAAACACCCUGAACAAAUGUGCUUCUGUGAGUCACCACUGGGCCGCUCUAGCUCAGCAGGUCAAGAUGGACUUACCCAUGAACACCUACAUUCAGAACCAGAUUAUUCUCUUGCAGGGAUCCUACACAAGAGGAAUAGAACCUAAUUAUGCCAACAAGCUUCCUGUCCCAGUUCCUAAAAUGACGGAUGAUGGGAAACGCUCGCGUGUGAAAAAUCACAAGUGGAAACUGAGAGCAAAGAAUGACUACCACCUGUGGACUGCAUACCAGAACCAGGAAACUCAGCAGGUCUUGAUGGAAGAGAGAAAUGUGUUCUGUGGAACCUACAAUGUUCGCAUUCUCUCCGACAUCUGGGACCAAAACAGAAUCAUCCACUUUUCUGGGGGAGAUCUGGUGGCCGUGUCAUCUAAUCGGAAGAUCCAGCUUCUGGACAUUGCCCAGGUCAAGCAGCUCCCCACCGUGUUUCAAGGCCAUGUUGGGAGCAUCCGGGCCCUCUUCUUGUGUGAAGAGGAAAACUUUCUCCUGAGUGGGAGUUACGACCUGAGCAUCAGAUACUGGGAUCUGACAAGUGGGACUUGUGUGCGAAUCUUCUAUGGCCACCAGGGAACAGUCACGUGCAUGGAUUUAUUUAAGAACAUGCUUGUAUCUGGAGGAAGAGAUGCCCAGGUGAAAGAAUGGGAUAUAGACACAGGGAAGUGCCUGAAGACCUUUAAACACAAAGACCCCAUCUUGGCCACCAAGAUCAAUGACACCUACAUCGUGAGCAGCUGUGAGCGAGGGACAGUCAGAGUGUGGCACAUUGCUACUGCCCAGCUAGUGAAAAAUCUCAGUGGACAUGAAGGAGCUGUGAAAUGCCUAUUCUUUGACCAGUGGCAUCUUCUCUCAGGAGGUGCUGAUGGCCUGGUCAUGGCCUGGAGCAUGGUGGGGAAGUAUGAGCGAUGCCUGAUGGCCUUCAAGCAUCCAAAGGAGGUGCUUCACGUCGCGCUUCUGUACCUCCGAGUCAUCAGCGCCUGUGCAGAUGGCAAGAUCCGCAUUUACAAUUUUCUCAAUGGAAACUGUCUGAAGAUGAUAAAAUCUAAUGCCAGAGGUGAUGCUGUGCUAUCCUUCUAUUAUCAGGACAACAGGAUGGUGGUCAACACAGAGAGCAAUAUUCUGCUGUUCCAGUUUGAGAAUGUAAAGUGGCAGUACUCACACGACAGAAGCAAGCAAAAGAAGAGUAAGGAGAAAGAGGAGGAAAAAGAAGAAAACGGUCUCCUGGACCUUCUUUUCAAGUCUAGCACUCAAGUUCACAGACUAAAAGAAUCUAUAUCCAGUAGUAAACAAAUUGUCAUCCAGGAGGUCCUACUAGACAAACCUCAGAAGUCUCAACUUCUGCUGAAUCCAAGCAAGUUAUCUGCAGAUGAUGAGGAGGAAAUGCAACUACAAAAAAAAGUGAAAUCUCCUGCAAAACUGAUCAGGUAUUCAAAGAAAAAUUCCUGGGAAAAGCCUAUGUCACCGGACCAUUUUCUUUUGACUCUCAGUGCCUUGCAACAAGCCAACAAUUCUGGAAAAUUUACCUAUCCCCAUAAACCCCAAAUCCAAGUCGUGGAUGCUGUGGUACCUUCAAUUUCUUUCCCAAGGAAGGUCCUGAAUUUCAAGGGAAAGUCCAUCCAACAUGCAGUUGAUAGGUUGAAAUUCAAUAAUGCUCCCAUAGAUGUGAAACAAACUGAAAUUCCCCUUGAAGUCCAGAAACUGAAGCCUAAUUUGAGGAAGUCUUUGCAUAGUCCCAGUAUCCAGUCUACCAUACCCCAACCCAUGCUCAUCCGCCCCAGAUUGUCUGACAGCUUAAAAGGUGGACACCCCUUGACCAGUUCAAUUGAAAAAGCAGCCCACAGCCGAGGCCCCCCGACCAGCAUGAAGGUCAUUCAACCCAGCCACAUGGCAGCUCCACAAGAGAACAUGGCUGUGCAGAUUCUCAGGAAGGAACGGCCUCACUUCUACACGACUCUGGAUCCCCUCCGAAUGAAUACAGAAUUCAUGCUGUUAACCGUGAAGAAAGAGAAGGAGUAUGAGGAAGCCAAGAUGAGACAGUAUCAGGGCGAGGAGCCCACUAGAGUGGUCAGUCCAGGGAGAGCAAGCAAGACUGCAUGGAUCCGGAAGAUCAAAGGGCUGCCUAUCGAUAAUUUCUUAAAGCCAGGGAAAAUAGCAGCCCCUGAACUCGGACAAAAUAUGUUUAUCUAAAUGAGCUUUGGGAAAUAGCAGGUUUAUGCUUACUCUCCCUUCCUCCCUCCCUUUUUUUGACGAUUCCCUGGCAAUUAAUGUGGAAAUUCCUAUCUUCCUGCCAGCCAAAGAACUGAUACUCUCAAAGUAAGAAGGAGAAAGAUGGGAGAUACUGGCUUCUGCAUUUUCAUUAGAAAUGAUUCAGUGAGACUUUAGGAACUUCAAUUUCGUUGAUAGGUGGUAGAGAAGGUCUAUAAAAUUAGAUACCACUCAUCACUA